AUGCCACCAUCCAAGCCAAAACCAUCUGAGAUAGCAGCUGAAGCAAAGCGGAUAUGGCUACCGUACAUCUGGAAGCACUACGUCAAGGACCCCAAGACUUCGUACGCGUACCCGGAUUCAUCUGCUAUAAGAGUCGGUGCGGACAAGAGGUCGCGUAACAGGACACGGGUUGCUGUGUUAGAAGGUGACCCCAUCACUCACGCAAUGGGCUGGUACCAGAAUGCCAUUCGCGACCCCGUGUACAAGCAUUGCAAACGCAUACCGGUUGUCAACAUGGCCAACGAGAGGCGUGCCGGAGGAGAUUGGGAAUCUGGCCUGACAGCACCCGAAGAAUGCUUUGCAAGGAGAAGCAAUCUCGUGCAUGCGCUGACGAUGCCGUGGAACGCGCAGCUGGGAAGAGACGAGAACCACUAUCCAAUACCGCAAAGAGGGGGUAUAUAUUGCCCAGAAGUUUUUGUCUUUCGAGGGGGCCCGGACAUGGACUAUGCUACUUUCCAAGAGAUCGAAAAGCUACCAGUCAUCUCAGUCGCUCCCGUGCGAGGACCAAGGCUCAACGAAGCAGGCAGCAGCUACUCGUUCGAACAGGAGAAAGAGCUGAUGAAGGAGAAGAUGAGAACAGUUCUACGAAUUGCAGCGUAUUGCGACCACAAAAACCUGGUCAUAGGAGCUUUCGGCCUUGGGCCCAUCUUCCGAAAUCCCGCACGAGAAGUUGCGAAGAUGUGGAGGAUACUCCUGUAUGAAGAGGAAGAAUUCCGGGGCGUCUUCACAGACGUCGUGUUUGCCAUUGACAGCAACAUGGUGGGGCCGCCGGCCAAGACUGGAGUCUCAGACGUCGACAUCUUCAGGGAAGAACUGGAUCCUUCGACCAUCUUUCCAACACGAUAUGGCUGGGGCUAG
Didymosphaeria variabile is the source of this 897-nucleotide messenger RNA. RefSeq lists its product as uncharacterized. NCBI's taxonomy places the organism in Eukaryota, Fungi, Ascomycota, Dothideomycetes, Pleosporales, Didymosphaeriaceae. The record is from RefSeq and is a predicted model, not a curated record. Bases 1 to 897 code for a protein of 298 amino acids. The transcript has 2 exons.